UGGUGCGGCCCCUCCCCGGCCUCUCCCUGCCGCCCUCCCCCUCCUCCUCCUCCCGUGCUGGGAUCUGAGUGUGAUCAGGGGACCGCCGCAUCCAGCGCUCAGAAGGCCGGAGGGAGUGUGAGCAGCGGCGGUGGCCCAGGACAGAAAGAAGACCUGCACAACCUUAAGCAAGCACAAUGGAGUUCUACGAGCAUUUUAUUAUCCUGGUCCCACUGGUGGUCAUUUUGGUCAGCGUCCUCUUCUUCUGCCUCUUCAUGAAAGAGACUUCUUACGAUGAGGUUCUCGCGAAACAGAAGAAGGACCUGAAACUCCCUCCUGCAAAGAUAGAGAAAAAGAAAGUGGACAAAAAAAAGAACAAGAAAAAAGAAACUCAAAAUGGAAACCUUCACGAGUCGGAUUCAGAAACGGCCGUACGGGACUUCGAUCUGGGGGAUGCUUUGUCCAGUGAAGAGGAACACGUUGUCCCAGCUCCUGUCAUUGCUGUGGAGAACACCACGAAUGUAAGGGAGCGGAAGAAGAAGGACAAGAAGCAGUCAAAACCGGUGGUGGACGAGCCCGUUCACAAAGAAGUCAAUGGGACAAAGGUCCCGGUGAAGAAACCCGAGCCGAUCCCUGUAACAAAGCAGCCGACACCACCGUCUGAUACUACUGGAUCCAAGAAAAAGCAAGGACAGAAAAAGCAGAAGAAUGGGCGAGAUGACUCCCCUAUCACACCAGAGCCUAAAUCUGAACAAGUGGUGCCUCCUUCUAAGAAGCAAGAAUCCGUCAUUCCUCUGGCUGAGGUGAAGCCACAGGAAUCUGUGUCCGCAAAGAAGGCCGCGCCGAAAAAGAAGCAGAAAGCAGAAAGUGUUCCAGUUUUGGUAGAUGAGCCACUAAUUCAGCCAACAGUGUACAUCCCUUUGAUGGACAACUCUGACCCGGUCGUGGUAGAGAAGAAGGAAAACGCCAGUUUUGAGAGAGCCACGAUUACAGAGGUGGUUCAGAAGAGUGGGGGCAAGAAGGGAAAGAAUAUUGCAGACAAAAGUGAGCGCAAAGAAAACGCAGAGGUGAAGUUUAAAGAUUUCAUUGCAACCAUGAAGAAUCUGAUUUUCUCAGACGAUGAGGCAAUGUCCGUGGUAGAGAUGCUAAAAGAGAAGUCACGUUCUGUGCAGGAGAUAGUCAACAAGGCGAAUAAGGGGAAUUCUGCCGCUUUACUUCAGUUACAGGAAAAGGAAAAGUUACUUUCGGCUGCUAAAGAUGAAGCCUCUUUGGUGAAGGAGCAGUGCAGGCAGCUCACACAGGAAUUGGUAGCAGAGAAGCAAAAAUCAAACUUGGUUGAAGCAAAAGCAAGAGAACGCAUCAACUUGCUGGAGAAAGAACAUGGAGCUUUCCAAAACAAGAUACACAGCAGCUAUCAGGAGGUCCAACAAAUGCAGCAUAAAUUUCAGCAGGUCCGCGAGCAGUUGGAGAGCCAGAUAGCCCACCUGAAACAGGAGAAUGGUAUUCUGAGAGACGCUGUGAGCUCAGCCACCAACCAGAUGGAAAGCAAGCAAUCCAAUGAGCUUAUAAAGCUGCGUCAGGACUACGCCAGACUUGUUAAAGAACUUAAUGAUAAGAACAGUAGCUUGGCACAAGAGGAGCUGCAGAAAAAGAACCAUGAACAAACAGUUGGUGGAUUGAAGGCUCAGAUGCAAGAGACAGAGAGGAGACGGGAAGAAGUUGAAACCUACCUAAGGAAAAGGAUGUCUGAUCUAGAGAUGGGCCAACAAGAUCUUCAAGGGAAGCUUAUGACCAAAGAGGCUGAGGUCCAGAGCUUACACAGCAAACUCACAGACACUAUAGUGACAAACCAGCAGCUGGAGCAGAGAAUCAUGCAGCUCAUGGACGAAGGACAGGAUGACAGCCUUCAGAUGCAGGUGCAGGAUUUACUGAAGCAAAAUGAAGCCCUCAAUGUUCAAAUAAAGAAAUACCAUUCUCAGAUGCAGGCUCAGUCUUCAGCAUCAGCUAUAGUGGAGGAACUACAGAAGAAGAUUGUGGAGAGGGAUAUGGAAAUUAAACAGAUGGAAGAGUCCUUGGCUCUGGAACGUGCAAAUUAUGCAAACAAUGGAGAAGAACUCAAGGACCUGAGGAAACAGAAUGAAUCCCUGAAUGUUCAGAUACAGAAGUACAUUGCUCAAAUGCACGUGCAGGCUUCAGCAUCAGUCAUUGCUGAGCAACUGCAGAAAACUAUUGAAGAAAAAGACAAGGAGAUUAAGCAGGUGAAGGAUGCUGUUGCUUUGGAACAAGCCAAUUUUGCCAACAGUGGAGAGGAAUUAAAGACACUACAGAGGGAAAACAUAUCGCUAAAGGCCGAGCUACAGAAGAUUCAGUCUGCGAAGAGCGAACAGUCUGCUGCUUCUCAAACAUUGGAACAAUUGGAGAAGAGUAUUGGGGAGAAGAAUGAGAAGAUCAAAGCUCUGGAAGAGAGACUUGAGGCUGAACAUGGGAGGGUGACCAGCACUAUCCAGGAGCAUACGGCUAUUCAGGGACGUAAUAAUGAAUUACAGGCGCAGGUGCAGAAGCUGCAGGAACAGUCUCAAGAUCAGUCAAAUAAAGAAGUACUUGUUCAAUUGGAGAAGAGCAUGCAAGAAAAGGAUGAGAAACUGAAGACAGUUGAGGAAUUGUUGGAGGCCGGACUCAUAGAGGUGGCAAACAAAGAAGAGGAUUUGCGGUUGCUGAGGGAUGAAAAUGCAUCUUUAAGAAUGGAUUUGCAGAAUCUCAAGGCACAACACAACGACCAGGUAUCCCUCACUUCUGUGGUGGACGAUCUUAAAAAUGUGAUCCAUGAGAAGGACGGCAAGAUAAAAUCUGUAGAAGAACUUCUACAGGCUGAGCAUCUGAGAGCUGACAAGGAGGGGAGAAGUGUACAGGAAUUGACUAAAGAAAUAGAAGCUCUGAAGGAAGCAUUGGCAAGUAGCCAGCUUGAGAAGGCUGAACAGGUCUCCACUACUACACUAAUUCAGGAGCUUCAGAAUCAAUUAAAGGGCAAGGAAGAGAGCUUAAAGGGAAUAGAAGAACGGUUUAAUGAACGUGAGAAGGUGAUCCUGGAAAGGGAAAGACAGAUUGAGGAUCUACAGAAGGAAAGUCAGCAGCUAAAAAUUCACAUUGAAGAAGCAAAGCAGCAAUUCAAGCAGCAAGAGUCAUCAUCAUCAUCAGGAGUGCAGGAGCUUCAGAGGAUAGUGGAGCAACAGAAUGAGAAAAUCAAGAAUAUGGAGGCAGCUCUUUCUGAGAAAGAAGCAAAUAUAACUUUCACAUCUCAGGAACUAACGGGUCUGAAAAAAGAAAAUGAAAUUUUGAAAAUUCAGGCCUGCGAUCUACAGAAGACAUAUGAUCAACAACUACGACAGGUUUCUUCAGUUGCUAAAAGUGAUGAAUUAAUAGAAGCGAUUGCAGCAAAAGAAAAGUACAUCACAGAACUGCUUUCAGAGCUAGAAGUUCAAAAAUCUGCGGUAGAGCAGCAACGGAAGAAGAACAAUGACCUUCGGGAGAAAAACUGGAAAGCAAUGGAGGCAUUGGCAUCAACUGAAAAAAUGCUACAAGAGAGAGUCAACAAGACUGCCAAGGAGAGACAGCAGAACACAGGGGAGAGUGAGGCCCGGGAAAUCCUACAGAAGAUCUUCCCGAAUGUAUCCGUUUCUUCUAGCUUGCGAUAUAGUGAAUGGAUUCAAGAAUUCGAGAAAGCAGCAAAAGUGUGUUUGAAUGAAAGUGGAGGAGCUGAGAAGGUUAAAGCGCUGGAGCAGAAAUUGAAGGAAGGAGAGGAAAUCCAUACGUUGCUGCAGCUGGAGUGUGAAAAGUACAAAUCGGUGCUAGCGGAGACGGAAGGGAUUUUACAGAGGCUGCAGCGUAGUGUGGAAGAAGAGGAAGGACGAUGGAAAGUCACGUUAGAGGAGUCGCAGAAUGAACUGAGAGAGGCUAAGUCAGCAGUUCAUUCAUUGGAGCGGGAGCUGGAUCACCUGAAGAGGCGGAGCCACGAGUCAGAAAAUUUUAUAAAAGAGAGAGAGCAUUUGGAAACAGAGCUGGAAAAGGCAGAAAAUGAAAGAGCGACUUAUGUGUCUGAAGUACGAGAGCUGAAAGAUCUGUUGACUGAGUUGCAGAGAAAGCUUGACGAUUCUUAUUCCGAGGCAGUAAGGCAGAAUGAAGAGCUGACCUUGCUGAAGACUCAACUGAAUGACACCUUGCAGAAAUUGGAAGGAGAACAGAACGAAAGGCAGAAAGUAGCAAGAGAUUUACACGAGGCUCAGAAAUCUCUAGAAUUCAUUCGGCAAGAAAUACUAAAAGGCACUGGUGACUCCAAUGUCAUAGAGAAUAGCGAUAUCACUCCAGAAAUGGAUGAACAACAGAAGCAGAAAAUGUCCUCAAGUUUAAGUCAGACCGUAACGCAACUACAGCAGUGUCUUCAGGCUGUGAACCAGCAGCUCACAAAGGGACGAGAACACUUUCAAGUAAUAGGAUGAAGCCACCGGGGGAUUUCUCCACUGAGGAAGUAGUGGAAGGCAUUGUAAUUAAAUUUUGCCAAAAUGAAAGCCUUAUUUAUGUCUUCACCCUUUCUACUUUGUCAGAAACACUGAACAGAGCUACAUCUUUUCUAAUUCUUGUUAAACUACUGAUUUAAACCAGGACAAUAAUAAAGAAUUAAAAGAGGAAAAAAAAAGACACUCGGCAGACAGUUUAGUUUUAUAGCAAAAUAAAAUGGAAUAAAAAAAAAUCCAGUUUGGAUAUUUAGCUCUUUACAUUCCUAAAGCUGCAGUAAAGACGUGUACGUAUCUUUUUAUCCUUUUUUUGUUUUGUUUUUUGUUUUUUUUCUGUUCAAUACAGAUUUAUUCAGAAGAUUCAAUUAUGAUAAAGCUGAUGUAUGAAAUAUAUAUCCUUUUAUUACAGACGUUGUACACUGUUUUACUUAAAAAUCCACUUUGGGAGUAGAGAUGCAUCUUGAUUUCAACCUCAAAUAAAACACUCCUUUGUUGCUAA
Messenger RNA from Hyla sarda, 4986 nucleotides. RefSeq names its product kinectin 1 (gene KTN1). The record is from RefSeq and is a predicted model, not a curated record. Gene Ontology annotation, biological process: protein transport; microtubule-based movement. Lineage: Eukaryota; Metazoa; Chordata; Amphibia; Anura; Hylidae. Gene Ontology annotation, molecular function: kinesin binding. Gene Ontology annotation, cellular component: endoplasmic reticulum membrane. Bases 177 to 4472 code for a protein of 1431 amino acids. The transcript has 47 exons.